Molecule: messenger RNA, 1934 nt
Organism: Cucurbita moschata (crookneck pumpkin)
Lineage: Eukaryota; Viridiplantae; Streptophyta; Magnoliopsida; Cucurbitales; Cucurbitaceae
Product: vinorine synthase-like
Exons: 4
Coding region: 80-1597 (505 amino acids)
Source: RefSeq, a predicted model, not a curated record
UCCCUUUUAUGUUCUCUCUUGAAUUCAAAUCUGCAGCUUCAACUAAGAAAUUGAGCUUCAACACAUUCAAAGCAAAGUGAUGGAACUCGAAAUAGUGAGUAAAGAAACCAUCAAGCCCUUAUCUUCAACCCCACCGGACCUCACAACUCUCACCCUUUCCUGGUUUGAUCAACAUACCCCUAACGUUUAUACACCCCUUCUUUAUUUCUACACCAACAACAACGCCGUUGUCAGCUCCUCCGGCUGCCGCGGCCGGCUGCUGAAGGACAGCCUCUCAAAGGCCUUGACUUUCUACUACCCUUUUGCCGGCCGCCUUCGAGACGGCGGAAACUUCAUCGACUGCAACGACAUGGGGGCCACGUUCGUAGAGGCAAAGCUCCGGUGUCCAAUGUCAGAAGUUAUGAACACCUUCGAUUUGAAUCAUGACGAGAUUUUGAAAUUGCUCUGCUUUGAGGACAUAAAGGGAAAGGUCCAAACAUUCGAUCCUCUGUUGUCCGUUCAGUUGACCCAAUUUGAAUGCGGAGGUGAAGUAAUGUAUGUGUCUUUGGCUCAUAAAGUUGCGGAUUUGGCGACAUUUGCCAACUUCAUGAACGAUUGGGCUUCUAUCGCUCGCAGCUCCGGCGGCAUCGAUCCCCCGGUGGUGUGUCCUCUGUUUCAUGCAGCGAGUUUGUUCAGGCCGGAAUUGGACGGCGGGGUAGACCCAUCUGAGGGGGAAGGUUCAGGAAGUAAGAAACGGGAAGAAAAUGUUCGUUCCAGAAGAAUGGUAUUUGAGGGUUCAAAGAUUAGAGCUCUUAAAGCUAUGGUUUCUAAGAAAGUAGAGAAUCCAACCCGCGUUCAGGUUCUCACAGCUUUUAUCUACAAAGCUAUUGUUUCUGCAAAAAAUGCACUCUCAGGGGGUCUUUCAAGAGAACCGACAAGUAUACUGCAGUUCAUCAACUUACGGAGCAGAGUGGAGCCGCCAUUGCCGGGGACAUUGACAGGCAACAUAGUAUCAUUCUUCAGAGCAUCAUCAACGUCGGCUGAGCAGCAGAGGGAGAUGGAGCUAUGGAGCGUUGUGGGUGACAUGAAGAGAAACUUCGAAGAGUUUUGCAGGAAGUUGCCGAGAAACUACAGAGAUGAAGAAGGGAGUCCGGCUCUAAAAUCAUGGAUCAAAGAAUCAUUUGAGACAUGGAUGAUGGAUAAUGAUGGUAGGAAGUAUGGAUGUAGCAGCUGGUGCAGAUUUCCACUUUACGAGGCGGAUUUUGGAUGGGGGACGCCAAUAGUAAACUUUUGUAGUGUGAUAGCAUUGGCUGUCUGGGCGGGACAGAUAAGUCAACAGCAUCUUAUGAUCAAUUUACGGCAGAGAGUGGAGCCGCCAUUGCCGAGAUUAAUAGGCAACAUAAUCUCACACUGCAUAGCAUUGGAGACCACGGGGGAGCAGAGGGAGAAGGAGGUAUGGGACAUAGUGGGAGACAUAAAGAUAAACUUAAAGGUGUACUGUGAGAAGUUCCCAAGCGAUUAUAGAGAUGAAGAAUGGGGUUGGCUUUAUAAAUUACAUGCGAAACAAUCAAUGGAGAGGCCAAAAAAUGAAGGGGAUGUGGCGGGUGAUUUCAUGUAGCAGCUGGUGCAAAUUUCCAUUUUACGAGGUAGAUUUUGGACGCGGGAAGCCCAUAUGGGUCACUGUCCCUGAGUUGUCUGCGAAGGAUUCAAUUAUAUUAAUUGAUACAUAAGAUGGCGACGGGAUCGAAGCAAUAGUGUGCUUGGAGGAGAAGGCAAUGGAUGCGUUUCAACAAAAUCAAGAGUUUUUCUCAUUUUGUGAACUCAAAAACUAGCUGCUGAAGGCAAUGUCUUUGGCAAUGGUGUAUUUGGUAAGUCAUAAUAAUAAUUCUCAUUGUCAUUGUAAACCCACGUGGUUGGUUUUAAGAAAAGGAAGUGGAUCGUUAACGUUCUUAACA